ACACACACACACACACACUCUCUCUCUCUCUCUCUCUCACACAUACACACAUCUCAGCACUGAUUCAUGAGUUCGGCUGCUGUCGGAUCAGCCUACCUGUUGGUCUGACAUCGGACCCCGGCUGAUCGUGGACCUGAUCGCGGAGUUGGGGAUUAAAACCGACUGAACCCGGAGUGGAUGAGGAACCUAAACAUGUUUCUACGGUUAAUACUUUGGACUGCUCUGGCCGCGUACCGCGGGACGCCGACCUGCGACGGAUUUAACAUAGAUGCGAAGUUUCCUGUGAUUAAACAGGGGAAAACCGACGGGAGCUUCUUUGGAUUCUCGGUAGCUCUGCACAGACAGACGAAGGGCUCCGACAAAUACCUGCUUCUCGUAGGAGCACCCAAAGAAAAAGCCAAUUCUCUUCCAAAUGUCAACGAAACGGGCGCCGUGUACGCCUGUCCAAUCAGCGAAGACCGCACAGACUGCACCAGGAUGGAUCUGGUCACAUCAACCAAGCCGUCGGAGAUAGUGGAGGGCAUGUGGCUGGGCGUGACGGUGGCCACCCAGCGGAGCCUGAAGGAGGGACGUGUGCUGGCUUGUGGGCAUCGUUAUGUGAAGAUCAGCACAGGCCAGAGGCGGAUGAUCGGAAAAUGCUUCGUAAGGAGCAACGAUCUGACGCUUGACAACAACGAUCUCUGGCAAACUGAUAGCUAUGAGCGCUGCAACCCUGGAGACGACCACAAGAAGGAGGGAAUGUGCAACCUGGGCAUCUCCGGUGGUAUAACUGAGACCGAUGUCGUCCUCGGCGCCACGGGAAGCAAUAACUGGAAAGGGAACGUCCAUUUAACCUGGAGAGAUCCAAAUCCAGACAACUAUGGGACCAGUAUUCAGAGAACAAUAAAGGAUGACAAAAAAAACAACAUCUAUAUUGGUUAUUCAGUUCUCGAGGAGCAAAAACUGCUGAGUAGUCACCACAACACUGUUGUGACGGGGUCCCCCAGGGAUGAAUCCAAGGGCUCCGUGAUGUUGGGAGAACAGAUUCAGGACAAAAUCCAGAUCACCCACACCAUCCUGGGAGAACAAGUGGGCUCCUACUUUGGGAGCAGCCUGGCUGCCACUGACCUCAACAAUGAUGGCUGGAACGACCUGAUUGUUGGGGCUCCGUUUUACUUCGACCGCAAUGCGUUGAGCGGAGGAGCGGUGUACGUUUUCAUGAAUGAGAACGGAUCUUUCCAGAGUACCUGCACCAUGAAGCUGACCGGUGAAGCUUUCUCCGGGUUUGGCACUGCAGUCGCUGCCAUCGGCGAUGUCAAUCAGGACGGAUUUCAAGACUUUGCAGUAGGAGCUCCUUUUCAUGGGACAGGACGGCUCUAUAUCUGGAUGGGAAGUAAAACUGGAGUCUCCCAGCAGCCCAGUCAGAUAAUUGAGGGAACGUCAGUGGUCAAUGGCAACUUCCAAACCUUUGGUUACUCCAUAAAUGCAGGCAUGGACACUGACAACAACGGCUACCCGGACAUCUUAGUUGGCUCACUGGAUGAGCGUGUAGCUCUUCUAAGAGCUCGCCCUGUCAUUCACCUGACCAUAGACUUCACUGCUGAGCCCAAGAUAGUGGAUCCUAAGAAUUGUCCUGCAGCUAAUCCAUGCAUCUCGGUGAAGGCGUGCCUGUCGUUCACGCUAAGCAACGGAAACAAAAACUUUAAGAAAAACAUCAAUAUUCCUUGCGAGGUUGAAGCCGACACGCUAUUCAGUAAAAAACCUCGAGUCCAAUUCCAAAACGGUGUCAAUAAAUUCACCAUAACUCUGACCCAGCCGUCUUCUAGUCCCGUCUGUCGCGUCCUAAAACUAAGUGUUGAGGACCGUGUGAAGGACAAGCUGGAACCGGUGGUCUUUUCCCUCAACGUAACGUUACCGGAACACGAUGGCAAUCCCAGAAGCAUUGAGGAUCUUUUCCCCACUAAAAGCCCAGAGCAGAAACUCACCCAACGAACUGAGAUAAACUUUCAGAAGGCGUGUGGCGUAGACAAUAAAUGCACCAGUAACCUGCAGCUGUCUGCAGAGUUUGCUCACGAUAACGGAACCUUGGUCCCCAGGAAGAAGCUCGUUCAGGUGCUCCAGUUCGACAAGAGUUUGAAAAGAAUCAAGCUGCUGGUGGUGGUUACAAACUUUGACUCGUCUGGAAAGGCGGCGGAGGACGCCCACCUGGCCAUGCUCAACGUCUCCAUCCCCAACGCAAUACAGUACUCUGGCGUCAGAUCUGACAACCCUGACGUAGAAUGCCGCUUUGAUGUGACAGUCAUGUGUGAGCUGGGGAAUCCACUAAAGGCCAAAGAAAAGGUGUCGCUGCAGCUUUUAUUCGAGACUUCGGGCAUCGAUCUGUACACGACAGCCAUAGAGAUUCAACUGAUGCUGUCAACUCUUAGUGAGCAGAGUGACCUGAGGCCGGCCACGGCAGCCCUGCAGAUUGAAAGCAUCAUUAAACCCUCCUUUUUCCCGGAGGACUUUGAGGAGAAAACUAAAUUUGGAGGGACAGUGAAGGGAGAGUAUGCUAUGCACAACACCAGUGACGCCGGCAGUCUGGUGGAGUUCACCUUGAAUGUGAAUAUGCAUGACGAGCCUCUGGGAGAUAUGGGGAUCCUUGCCGUAGAGUUUGAUUGGCCUUUUGAAGUCCCCAAUGGCAAGUGGCUGCUGUACCUGACAAAGAUUGUUGUUAAUGGAGAAUCAGAAAUGGACUGCAUCCCCGCCGGAGUGAUCAACCCUCUUAACCUGACUUUGUCAGAGAGCCGACCCAGCCAAGCCAGGUCCAAACGGCAGACUGACGAAAACGACAUGGAAGAAAAGAUUCAACUCCAUGUCGUUGAGCCACAGGCGGCAAUCACCCUGCACCCUUCUCGGAAAAGCUACGUUUUGGACUGCUCCGUGGGGACGGCGAGAUGCGUGAAGUUCACCUGCCCUCUGCUCAACAUGUCCAGGACGGCCAAGAUUCGAGUCCGCUCUCGUUUGUGGAACAGCACCAUGCUGGAGGACUAUCCCAAUGCUCUGAACGUUCGAGUCAAAGUUCGUGCCACACUGAAGCUCAUCACGGAUAAACCAACCAUCAAGAUGGACACUAUCGAUCUGCCUCUCACAGUGUAUAUAGAGCCAGAGGAAAGUGUGGAGAUACCCUACGAGCUCCCGCUGUGGAUCAUCAUCUCUGCAGCUGUAGCAGGACUUUUGCUUCUAGGAAUCAUCAUCCUUAUCAUGUGGAAGUGUGGGUUCUUCCAGAGGGCUAGCAGGAGGGAGAUGUAUGAGGCCAAAGCCCAGAAGGCUGAGAUGAAGAUCCAGCCCUCAGAGACAGAAAAGAUGAUUGAGGACUACUAAGGCCUCCAUGUGUUUUCCCGACAGCACUCACCAAUGGGGCCUUUGGGUAAAGACACCCCUCAGAACUGAUCUUGCUUUGUUACAGUGCUGGGCAGACAGAAUAAAACCCCUUUUUUUUUUUACAUUUUGGUAAACAACAACCACAAACAAUGUUUUGGAAUUUUAGAAUUAAUAAACCAACAUAAAGUUGAGUAAAAUUGUGAGGUGAAAGGAAAAAUAUGAUACAUUUUCAAUUCUUCCAAUAGAUUCUCAAAUUGAUUUAGGCCUUGACUUUGACUAUGCCAUUCUACCAUGAGUAGGCUUUGAUUUGAACCACUCCCAUCCAGCUCUGACUGUAUGUUCAGACUUGCUGGAAGGUGAGUCUUCACUUUUGGUCUUUUGGACCCUCUAACAGCUCCAUCCAUCUUCUCUUCAACUCCAGCUUGAGUAACCUGGUCACUGAUUGGUUGAACCAGAGAGAGCGGAGAGAGGAUGAUGCUAGCGUCUGCUGUGAUGCUAAGACGGUUUUUGCUUUAUUAAUGCAUGCUAAGGCAUGUCUGGUGCUUUAACUUCUAAAAUGAACGGGUAAGUGUCAUUAGUCUCAGGUCCUCACAGAUUUCAGCUAUUUGCAGGUGUUUCUGGUUGCUAACCUCUGCAAAUCCUGGGACUGUAUUGGUGCUUUAAUAAUUAAAAACUAAAUAUUAAAAACUUAGCAAGUUUUCUGGGGAAAACACUGCAUGCCAGAACAACUCCAAUCUUCACUGGUUCUCAUUUAGGGGUAUUAGAGUAAAGCUGGCAGACUACCAAUUGGAAACAUACUUUUUGGAUUUGUAAUUUACAAAAGUAGAACAUAUAAUCAUUGAACACCAUGAAUUAUUUCCCUUUCACUUCUCAAUUAUGUGCCCCUGUGUGUUGGUCAUAACAAAUCUGAACAAGACAUGUUUGUGGUUUUAAGGGGACAAAAUGUAAAAACGUUCUUGAGUUGUGAAUACUUUUGCAAGGCACUGUAGUUCUAAUAAUCUCAGGUGAGGCUCCUUUCCCCACUGAGCUGCCUGUCCCCUCAGCUUCUAGCUAUUCUAACUACUAAAUCUUCCAACUUUCUUUCAGGCAGAUUAAAUAGACUUCCCUCUUGACUCUGGGUCCUGUUCUUCUCUUUUCUCUCCUUCUUCUCCAGUAGGCCGUCGCUGCUAACAACCUGUUUUUCCGCAGCUUUGUAAUCCGUAAUCUCCUCUGUCGUUAAUCCCGUCUCUCCUGUCGUUUCUGCUCAUCUUUACAGCCUUUUCUAAGUGUAUUUAUAUUUCUGCUGCUUUUCCUCCGUCUUGCUAGCUUGGGUUCUUCAAGCGAGCCAUCUACUACCGGGUAAUGCCAAAGCACCGUGGCGUGAGAAUUCGCAGAGCUGAACGCUAUCAGUUCAAUCUGG
Molecule: messenger RNA, 4741 nt
Organism: Poecilia reticulata (guppy)
Lineage: Eukaryota; Metazoa; Chordata; Actinopteri; Cyprinodontiformes; Poeciliidae
Gene: itga3b
Product: integrin, alpha 3b
Biological process (GO): cell adhesion mediated by integrin; leukocyte migration; cell-cell adhesion
Cellular component (GO): external side of plasma membrane; integrin complex
Molecular function (GO): integrin binding
Source: RefSeq, a predicted model, not a curated record